ACACAGGGACAAAGACCUUAAUUUUUGGAGAAAUGUCCUUAGGUCUGACAAAACUGUAAUCUGGCUUUUUUAUGUUUCUUUUGGAGUAAUGGUUUCUUCCUGGCAGAGUGGCCUUUCAGCCCAUGUUGGUACAGUACUCGUUUCACUGUGGAUAAUGACACACUCUUACCAGCUUCAGCCAGCAUCUUCACAAGUAGAAACAUCACCUUGAACAUGGAGUCUUCUUCAUCGUCAUCAUCAGCAGCAGCAGAAUCAGCAGCAGUGGCAACAUGCAACAAAAGGAAAAGACAGAACUUCGCCACCACACCACACAAGGAGGCCAAGAGAUUAAAAACCGUGCAGAAUGGUGAGGAGACAGUGGAGUGUGAGCGUCCCUCUCGCUCACCGAGAAUCUCUGUGCCGCUUGACCGCCUUCAACAACCAAUUACAGCGAAUGAGCUGACAGAACUGCUGCAUUACGCUGCUCUGGGGAAAACAGGUGGCAUUAAACAGCCCAGUUGGUGUCGUCUCCUCCAUCAGAAGAAGGUUAAAGCGGUGAAUGUGGUGAUCGUGGAGGGCCUGACCCAGAGUCACUUUUACAAGCACUACCUCACUUUGCGACACCUCAGGACCAACUACACCACUAGGAUCACCUUUACUCCACCAUCUACCGACCUGGCGUCAGAAAUCUUCGGUCACAAAGUUCCACAAUCGGAUUGUCCGUCUCUUUCCCAAACACACAAUGGAAACAGUGAAUUGCACAAAGCACUGAGGAUUCACCCGGUCAUAACCAAGUUUGGGACUCAAAAAAAAGGACUGACAGCGUAUGUUCUCAGCCAGGAGGAGAUGAUCAAGAGACAUUAUCCUGUCAAAGGCAUGCCAGGCUUUGAGGAGUUUGUGUGCACAGACGGUGUUGACUGUGUGACUGACAGCAGUCCUCUGUACGGCCUUGACUGUGAAAUGUGUUUGACAGAAAAAGGAAAUGAGUUGGCUCGUGUUUCUCUGGUGGACAGUGAGGGGAACUGUGUGCUGGACGAGCUGGUGAAACCUCAGAACCGAAUCCUCAACUACCUCACCAGGUUCUCUGGUAUAACCGCAGCAAUGUUACGACCAAUCACAACAACCCUGCGGGACGUUCAAGUGAAGCUGCGGUCGUUGUUACCCAGUGAUGCGGUUUUGGUGGGACAUUCAAUAAACAACGACCUUGUGGCUCUUAAACUGAUCCACCAGCAUGUAAUCGACACCUCGCUGCUGUACAGGAGAGAGUUUGGGCAGAGGUUUAAACUAAAGGUCCUGGCCCAGACAGUGCUGGAGAGGCAAAUACAAACUGAAGAGCAGAAGGGUCAUAAUCCCAUUGAGGAUGCUGUAGCAGCCCUGGAGCUGGCUCAGUAUUUUAUUAAAACAGGACCUCGUCAGGUUGUAGAACUUCAUCUGAAGGAGCUGUGGGGAUAUACGAUAGAGGAGGAGUCCACUGACUGUGAACCUGCACCCACACCAAGUCACAGGUUUGCUGACAUUCUACAGAUGCUUGGUCAGUCAGUCGCGUUUUUAGGAAAGCGUUCUGACAUUGCUCUGGAUCUGUCCAAUCAGCAGUGGCACAUCUCUGACAAAGAGUUGUUGGCCUCGUUUAGGAGACAGACCAAGUGCCCGUUCCUCUCAGUGCUCCAGUUUUCUUCCCUCUCGGAUCAUCUGAAGAAGUGCGACCCUCAGCAGGAGCACCAGUAUCAAAGGGUGUGUGCAAACCUUCGAGAUAUGUGUGUAGUGUUUGCUGGGCCGUUCCCUGCAGGUUUCUCUGAGAAGGAAGUGAGACGGCUGUUUCGUUGUUGUGGCCCCGUCCGGAAAAUCCAAAUGUUGCACACAACUGUCAGGGUUCAUGCAGAGGUAGAGUUUGAGCUGCUGGAGGGAGCCAUGCUGGCUUUAAAAACUUUCAAUGGACUUAAUGUGCAGGGACAGUCCAUCAAGGUUCAGAGGCCUGUUUACGAGUCAAUGCUGGACUUGGAUCUGACUCUUGAUGCUUUGAUGUGCGACAGUGCCAACACCAGUCAACUCUACGCUGUUAAAUUAAACCCCAGUGUGGCUGAGGGCAUACACAUUUCUGCACGGGUCAAUGGACAUAUGUCAGAUCCCAAAUGUUCAGGUAUCACUGCUGUUAAAACGGCGAACGGGUUGCCCUCAGUGAAAGUAAACGGUCAACAGUUGAAACUCACAACCACCACAAAGUCUAAACUGUGUGAGGAGGCUGUCAGAGAGACGUUUGGUCACUUUGGUGCGGUGGAGAGAGUCAUCCUGCCUGUCAAACCUGGAAAACAUGCAAGAUGUGCAUACAUAAAGUUUGAGAGCUCAGAGGGCAGACAUGUCGCCCUCAGCUCCUCUGAGGAUCUCUGGAAGGAAAACUACCUCGUCAGUCCAUGCCUUACUCCACCCCACUUACCCUCAUGGGUUGCAAUGGCAACGCCAAUCACCACAGUGGAUCCUGACAGGGAAGCAGCAGUAGAGGAGGAAAAGACCCACAUGCACACCACUUCUCAGGAGCAGGAAAUGGAUCUCAUGAUGGGAAAGUUGGACCGCCGCUUGGGGAAGCUCUUCAGAUCUCUCCCAGAAGGCACCUUGUCUGUGGUCGUGAUGCUCGGACACACAAGUGCUCACCACCUUCCUGGUCUGUGCCUUAUGGAGGUCAAGCAAGCGUCUUAAGGGGAACAGCAACCAGCUCCUCCAGUCCAAUGAGCCAUGACCUGGUGUGAACUAUGUGAAAUCAAUGAAGAUUAAAAAAUAAAUUACCAAAGACAUUGCAAUAACACUCCCUUUAACUCUGCCAAGAAAGCUCCAUUGCAUCACGGUCGAUGCUUUUAGACAUGCCUAAAAAUGCUGAACAAUGUGGGGAAAAAACGUCUUAUGGUCCAGCUCCAAAAUUCAGUCAUAUACAGUACUGUGCAAAAAAAUCGAAGAAUUGAUGCUGGUUUUAAGUCCACCACACCAAAUAUUGAUUUAGAUUAUUUUGCCGUUCACUCACUUUUCUUUGUUAUUGAUACACUAUUAACAUUUCUAUUUUUGAAAUAUUUUACAGCAUUUUCACACCUGCCUGAAACUUUUGCACAGUCCUGUAUAGUUUUUUUUUUUAUUUUUCUCAGAUUUUACUUGACCUGACUUUAAAGAGCUUUCCAUUUGCCAAAAUGUAUCUAAAGACCAUUUUAAGUCAAAUAUUGUGGCCUGGAAACGCAUUAAAGCUUCAAAUUAACGUCUUCGGUACAAAUUGAUUCACUCAGUAUAAGAAAGUGAUUGUUUGGA
Messenger RNA from Centropristis striata (black sea bass), 3264 nucleotides. RefSeq names its product RNA exonuclease 5-like. Bases 214 to 2670 code for a protein of 818 amino acids. The transcript is spliced from 19 exons. Gene Ontology annotation, molecular function: RNA binding; exonuclease activity. The record is from RefSeq and is a predicted model, not a curated record. NCBI's taxonomy places the organism in Eukaryota, Metazoa, Chordata, Actinopteri, Perciformes, Serranidae. Gene Ontology annotation, cellular component: nucleus.